Messenger RNA from Alternaria postmessia, 915 nucleotides. RefSeq lists its product as uncharacterized. The transcript has 3 exons. Gene Ontology annotation, cellular component: membrane. Gene Ontology annotation, biological process: arachidonate metabolic process. The record is from RefSeq and is a predicted model, not a curated record. Lineage: Eukaryota; Fungi; Ascomycota; Dothideomycetes; Pleosporales; Pleosporaceae. The coding region runs from base 1 to 915 and encodes 304 amino acids.
AUGGUCGCCAAAAACUGGAGCCUAAGGCGUUGUUCUGAUAAGUUCAGAUCAUUGUGUAGUACUGCAUUCACACCGCGGACUUUGCACAGCAUUCCUUUCCUGAGACACCUGAUAACUUUGAAGCUCACUUCAAAGUAUUCGACAGGUCCCUUCAGAGAGACGCUCAUACACAACUUCGGAGAAGAUCAUCUCUUCGGCAAUUAUGGAGAACGAAGUUCGUAUGUAAAUACCAAGGUCGCUGUGACAGCCACAGAUAAAACGGGAUCUAAGGCGAUCAUUAUUGCAAACUACAGCCGAAAAGAGGACGAAAAAAGCUCACUACGACCCGCGGAGUACGAAUUUCUACGACCUGACCGGUUUGAGAUUGGCCUUUCCAUCGCUGAUGCUGCGGCUGCCACAUCAGCCGCGCCGACCUUUUUCAAGCCAUUUGAACACGUUGAUACCCAUCGGACAUAUCUUGACGGUGCAAUAUACCAUAAUAAUCCCGUCCGGCUCAUGAACCAUGAGAGGAAGCUGAUAUGGCCUGAUGUUGCUGAUCGAGCGCCGGAUCUCUUCUUAUCGAUAGGUACAAGUCAAAACAAGGCAGACCCACGAGUCGAGCAGCCUGAUGUGACAAUGACAGACGAAGAUAGGACUCGACGACCUACGUUCCAUAUGAUGCCUCAAAUCGUUACUCAGAUGCGAAACCUCAUGGAUAACAUUCUGGACGCCGAGCAGGCGUGGGAUAAGUUUUGCUCCGACAUGGCCCCAACAAGAGAUGAUGCAUUGCGAUACGUUCGUAUCAAUCCAGACAUCGAGCGUCAGCCGCCGAAACUGGACGAAGUCAAAAAGGUUGGAGAGUUGAUUCGGGAUACUCGGAAGGCACUGAAAACAUCCGCAAACCGUGCUCAGAUUGCAAGGCCCGGUAUCAAUUAA